Messenger RNA from Vitis riparia (riverbank grape), 1416 nucleotides. Its product is annotated as palmitoyl-protein thioesterase 1-like. Gene Ontology annotation, cellular component: intracellular membrane-bounded organelle. The coding region runs from base 213 to 1169 and encodes 318 amino acids. The record is from RefSeq and is a predicted model, not a curated record. NCBI's taxonomy places the organism in Eukaryota, Viridiplantae, Streptophyta, Magnoliopsida, Vitales, Vitaceae. Gene Ontology annotation, molecular function: thiolester hydrolase activity. The transcript is spliced from 12 exons.
GCAAGCUACAGUUCACUGAAUCGUAACAACCGUAAGAAAUCGGUAGGACUGCAGAGGAUCUUAAUCCUAAUCCCGUAACUGAAAGUCCAACCAAAAUCUAAUUGGUGCCUGACUCUUAGCAGUUGGGUGUCUGUCUCCUCAUCGAUUUCUGCAAAAGUUGCUGGAAACCUCAAAAGCCCACGAAAACCCAUUCCCGUUAGGAGGAAUCAAUCAUGGGUUCCUCUCCAUCUUUCACUAUCUUGCUCAGCUUCUUCAUCAUUUUCCAAUUAUCAUAUUCCAUUCCUUUCAUUGUACUCCAUGGAAUUGGAGAUCAAUGCUCCAACAAAGGAGUCAAACAGUUCACUGAGCUACUAAGGAACUUCUCCAACUCUGAAGGAUAUUGUGUAGAAGUUGGAGAUGGAACAUGGGAUUCCUGGUUUAUUCCAAUGAAGGAACAGGCAGAAAUUGUUUGCAACAAGGUGAAGGAAAUGGAAGAACUUAGAGACGGUUACAACAUAGUUGGUCUCUCCCAGGGUAACUUAAUAGGUCGAGGUGUUGUUGAGUUCUGCGAUGGAGGACCACCUGUUAAGAACUUUGUCUCAUUAGCAGGACCUCAUGCUGGUACUGCUUCUGUCCCUCUUUGUGGGUCUGGCGUUUUCUGCAUCAUUGCGGACAACCUGAUCAAAUCACAGAUCUACAGCGACUAUGUCCAAACUCAUUUGGCUCCCAGUGGUUAUCUUAAACUACCAAAUGAUAUCCCCAAGUAUCUGGAAAAAUGUAGAUUUCUACCAAAGCUUAAUAAUGAACUCCCUAAUGAGAGGAAUUCAACUUACAAGGAACGUUUCAGUAGCUUAGAGAAUUUGGUUCUUAUCAUGUUUGAGCAGGACACUGUUUUGAUACCUAAAGAAACCUCCUGGUUUGGAUAUUAUCCAGACGGGGCCUUUGAACCAGUUCUGCCUCCACAACAGACAAAGCUUUACACUGAGGACUGGAUUGGUUUGAAAACCUUGGAUGAUGCUGGAAGGGUUAAGUACAUCAGUGUUCCAGGAAAUCAUCUGGGGAUCUCCCACAGCGACAUGAAACAGUACGUGGUGCCUUAUCUGGAAGAAAAGGCAUCGGCUGAGGUGAUCACUAGAUAUCCAUCAUCACAUUGGUCGCCUUCCUGGAUCAAGAAUCUCUUCGGGAAAUAACCAGGUCCCAGAGGAUGAAUCAUUGAUGAACACUUGAUUUUAGUUCUAUGAACCACAAUCUACAAAUGCAUGACUGCAAAGUCAGUUUGAUGGCAAUUUAUAAGUGUGCAAUAACUUUAGAUCUGUUCUUUUCCUGUGCCUUGCAAUGCUUGAUGAAGCUUGUUUUAGCCAUAGGCAUAUGGAAUUAUUACAAUGUAGUACUAGUACCACACCAUGAUAAUUGAAAUCACAAGUCUGUUCAUAAGAA